UGUUAGUUUCCAUUUUUAACCAUCUGUAGCGCAUUCUCUGGCACCAGUUAUAUCUACCUCUCGACUGUGCAUGCCCUCUUCACUAAUCUCCCUCUUUCUGUCUCUCUCUCUCUCUCUCUCUCUCUCUCUCUCUCUGUGUUGGGUCUGCUUUUACAGUGACAGAUGAAAAUGAAGAUCGCUAGAGGGACAUUGGCAAUAAUCCUUCCUCUGGCAUUGGCGUUUCUUCUGUCUUUCGCUGCUUGCUCUGAGUCAAGGACGCAUGUAAAUGAGAAAAGGCUGCAAGUAGCUUUUUCAAGAUCACAUCUGAAGGGGAAAAAGCUGCAGCCCGCAAAAGCAGACGACAAGGAAGCAGUACUGUCUUCUGAUCGAACGGAAAAAGGGUCGACGACGAACACGUGGUGCAUUGCAAAGCCGUCGACAAAUAAUGAUAAACUUCUUCACAACGUGGAAUACAGCUGCGGGGAAGAUAAUGUGGACUGUCAUAGCAUUCAGCUUGGAGGAAGCUGCUUCCAUCCAAACAAUGCAGUCUCUCAUGCUUCAUUUGCUAUGAAUCUCUUCUACCAGGAUUCCGGGAAGCACCCUUGGAACUGCGACUUUAAUGGAACCGGUCUCAUAGUUUCUGACAACCCAUCUUUUGGUAAAUGUCAGUAUCCGGCUUGAUGAGAGAGCUCAAGAUAAGAAGUCAAGGAAUGAAGACACUUUGUAUCGGAAGAAUAAAUCAGAAGGUUUUCAGAGUCCUUGUUGAAAGGGAAGAGAGAGAUAACUCAAAAUUGAAUAAGAAAUAGAGGGCAGCAGUGGUUUUUAUUGAGAUAUAAUUAAGAUCCAAAUGCUGUUAGAAAUAAUAUGUUAUUCAAAACAUUCGAUCAAAUUUUUCUUGAAAGUCUCAA
Messenger RNA from Juglans regia (Persian walnut), 887 nucleotides. Its product is annotated as major pollen allergen Ole e 10-like. The record is from RefSeq and is a predicted model, not a curated record. The transcript has 4 exons. Bases 163 to 660 code for a protein of 165 amino acids. Lineage: Eukaryota; Viridiplantae; Streptophyta; Magnoliopsida; Fagales; Juglandaceae.